This is a messenger RNA of Diabrotica virgifera virgifera (western corn rootworm), 14294 nucleotides long. RefSeq names its product AN1-type zinc finger protein 6. The record is from RefSeq and is a predicted model, not a curated record. Bases 542 to 1126 code for a protein of 194 amino acids. The transcript is spliced from 5 exons. Lineage: Eukaryota; Metazoa; Arthropoda; Insecta; Coleoptera; Chrysomelidae. Gene Ontology annotation, molecular function: DNA binding; zinc ion binding.
AUAUCAGUCUGAAACAGAAUCACGUAGAGAUAGGGUGAGAACGCGUUCUCACAUAGGAAAAGAACUAUCCUUAUUUUUUGUUGAUUUUAUUUGUUCUUGUUGUAGUUCGCAGUAAGUUGUGUAAAUUGUUUGUUGAGUAGUUUUUGGUGCGUUCUCGAGACAAUUUUGAAAUUGAAUAACAAGUGAAGUGGCAGUAGCUGUCAAUGGCGCUUGAGUAACCUACUUCGUCUGAUUUUCGACGGAUUCGCGUGGUUGACAGUGAAGCAAAAUCUCUGGAUAUCGAGAUAUUGUGCAAAGUGUUCGAUAAUUUUUGUUCGUUAACAGCUGACAGCUUUUUAAGUGUCACAAGGAAACGUCUUCCUCUCUCAAGGUCCCCCUUCUUUUAGAUGGUGUCCUCCUGACAGGGUCCAACUCCUUCAACUUCGACAGAGAACUGAAGACCCAAGACCUUUAGGAUUUUGUGACGAUUGAAUUAGGCCGAAUCAGGAGCGAGUAGUAGAUUUGGUGGAGUGUUUUUAGUUUUCCUUUAUUUCCUUGCGCCAUGGAGCGUGAAUCGAACCCCAUGCAGGCCUUGUGCCGGUCCGGAUGUGGAUUUUAUGGUAGCCCCGCGACUGACGGACUAUGUUCGUUAUGUUUCAAGGAAAAUCUAAAAAAGAAACAACAAUUACCUAGCACCCCUUCAAGUCUGAGCGCUUUAAGAGAUACAGCAACAGCACACCCUACCAUUAGUCAUAUUGUAUCCCCACCACUCACAGAUCUUCCCACAGAUGCCUCAGAAGAAUGUUCGAACGCAGCUUCAGCUGCCGCGGGCAACGCCUCUGCCGCUGAGACAAUUGCCGCCGAAGCUGCUGCGGCUGCCACCACCUCCUCCGGCGAAACGGACUCCGGCACCGGGAGCGAAGACAAGGACGGCGAUAAGGACGUGAAGAAAAAGAAGAAUCGGUGUGCCACUUGUCGCAAGAAGGUCGGCCUAACAGGUUUUGAAUGUCGUUGCGGAGGACUAUUUUGUGCCAUCCACCGAUACAGCGAUAAACACGACUGCAGUUUUAACUACCGGGAGAUGGGCGCCCAAGAAAUUAGACGCAACAACCCCGUCGUCGUAGGCGAAAAGAUCCAAAAGAUCUGAACCUCGCCGCAACGUUAACUAGAAGUUUGCGUGUGCCAUGCGCCCAUACCGAGUGAUCAAAUGAGAUAUGGACAAAUUUUUUUCUGAAAAAACGAAUCAUUGAUCAGAACUGGUCGGGGUGUUAUUAGUGCAAACACACAAACAUACAAAAAAGACUUAAGUGAUUUAUUAUUAUAUGGUACUUUUAUUUACAAUUUUGCCACUCAAUUUCGUCUUUAGUUUUAUUUCCAUUAAUAAAUUUAGAUAUAUAAAUAUAUGUCAUUUUAGCUUCUUUGUUGAUUGUAUAUACAUAUUACUGGAGGGAUGUCGGGACUGUGAACUGUAUUUGGUUUCAGUUUAACUGUUCUCUAAAAUCUGGUCAUCAGUUAGCACCAAAUGGUGCUUUAGUCCAUGUUUUAUAAAAAUAAUUCAACAAACAUUUGCAAUAUCUGUUUAUGACUAUAAAAUAUUGCCAUCCUUCAAAACACACAAUUUUAUUGUUUGGUUUUUGAAGUAUUGUUUUUGCAUGUUUUAUAAAAACAAUUUUAAUUCGUCAAUUAAUACAUUUUCAACAAAUGGGUAUAGCCAAAUCGGCAAUCGUUUGCAACGUUAAAUGUUGUUCCAAAUAUGAAGUUGGUUAGAAAACAAUUAGAAAGCUGUAGAAAAACAAGAAGUUGAAAGAUGUUUUUACGAUCCAAAUUGUAUGUGUAUAUGUACAGGUUUCUUAAUAACCUCCAUAAAUCAUUCCCUACGCUUUUUUCAAAUACAUAUCUGGUAAAAUAAUAAAUAAUACGGAAUAAUAAAUCAUCUUGGUAUCAGCACUUAAACGAAAACAACCACAUGGCAAAAAUCCUUGAAUUAAGUAUAUUGCCGAAGAAAACAGCAAUAUUGAUAAAGUUGUUGAACCACUAGAGGAAAUUUUAAGAAUUAGGAAAGAAGCAUUGGAAAAACUUACAUAAUGCCAAGAGGUCGGAAAGCCAGUAAUAAUCAAUAACAGAAUCUAAAAUAAUUGACGACUACAGCCAAGGGCGUAAGAAUGAUACCGAGAUUCGUGAAAUUUUAAUAUGGAAUACUAUUUAAUAUUUAUUACUAUACUUGCCAUUAACAUACACUAUGCACAACUUAUAGCAGAUAAUUCUAAUAUAACAUCAUCAUAUUAUGUAAAAAUAAAACUUCAUACCUUUUAACAGACUGAAACUUCGGGCAACACAUAAUUGAUCAAAAGCUAUUUACACUACAAAUAAUUAUUUUAGAUAUUUUUAAUGAUAUAUUCUACAAAUGUAAGAUGUUAAAAUUCUAGUAUUUAUAUAGAAAAUUUCUAACACAUUUUUAAAUUAAAAAUUUUCUGGUAUAAAUAAAUAUCUCCCAUAAUACAGAGUAUUGCCACUUUUAAAUUCCAAUCCCUUAUUCGCAUAUCUAAUAUUAUAUUUAAAUAGAAAGUUAAACUGAAACCAACAACCAGAUUUUCCCUGAUCCACACAAAUUUUCUACAGGGUAUCAAACAAUGUUGCACUCCUUUUACAAGCACGUUGUGGGACAUCCUGUAUAUAGAUAUUAUUUACCUUUGGUAAGGGACGUAUAGCGCCCUGGCUUCUGCAAUUCUAAUCCAAUAUUAAUGUAGAAGUUUUUUUUUGUUUUAUUGAAUCCCAUUUAGUCGCAGGCGGGCAAAUACAGGGUGAAGAUGAUGUUUUCCAAAUAAAUCAGUUAAAUUGUCAAUUCUUACAUAAUUACAGGAAGCGGAAAAAUGCUAUAACAAAAUUUCACAUUUAUUAUGUAUAACCUUUUUUUUAUAUAGAACUCUAAACAGGAUACAGUUGGUUCACUGAUACAAUAUAAUCAAGAACACUUUAAUAUAUUAUUAAACAUAUAGUUUUAACCCGUUGAGUCCAGAUUUAUUUGAUUUAUUAUUAGUCACUAUAACUAUCAUAUCCGUUUCUCAGAUCACUGCAAUCACUAAUAAAUUCUACAUCCUAUUGCUCCAGAUCAUUCCCUUAACGUUUUCAUAAACUGUUAUGUUUUAUUUCCGUCAUGUAAAUGUGUUGAAACAAAUCAAUAUUCGUGCGUCAAUUGUUGCUCAGCCAUCUGUCCACUGGCGGAUCUAGACAUUUGCCUUGGGAGGGGAAAUUUGCCUUAGGUGGGAACUUCUAAUGAAACACUAUUAAAAAGACAGACAAGAUAACCCCAAACUACAUAAAAGACAUAAAUAAUAAGUUUUCUUGAUUUUCCUAACUAGCGUGUUUAUUCGGUUAAAUUUGUCUGCCUGUGGUUUAAGUUUCAUGUCAGCUAAUAUAUUUUUGUUUCAACAAUUUUUUUCUUUAUUUUGAACCUUGAUAGGGGGAAAAUUUCCCCUUCUUUAAUCUCCUUAAAUCCGCCACUGCAUGUUAGGGAAUUGUCGCAACGCUUGCGCACAUUGCUGCAAGAAAAUGUUACAGAUGAUGAGUCAGACUCAUCAUCUGUAACUUUGGUUAUUCAUAUCGAUGAUGAGGCUCACUCUUCAAAUGUACUCAAAGAAUUAAAAUUUAACAUACAUCCACUUAUGUUAAAAAAUUUUAAUCCUACUUUGGAGCUGUAUUUAACACGAUGAUCAUCAUUUUAAGAUCUCGAAUAUACGCUUGCUCUAUUAUUUACCUUCUGUUUUACUCAUGUUUUACUUUAACCCUAGAUUAUAUUUAUCAGUUGCCAGUACAGUGUGACAUAAUAGUUGCUUUUUAAAGACGGUUGUUAAUAAGCAGACAUGUCAUCUGUUGUAAUAAGUUCUGCAUGUCAAUUGUGUCAUCUUCUUUGUGCCAUAGGGCAGUUACUCUAUGUCAACUGCUAAAUUAUUGAUAUAACUAUCUGUACCUAUACACUUUAUGAAUAAUAAUUGUGAAGUGUAAUCUUUAUGAAUAAAUCUCAAUUUUUUUAUACUUAUUACAUUAGAGCUUAUAAAAUUAAAUUAUAUACUACUUUUUUUGGUGUAAAAGAUAUAUAACAAUUGCGGAUUAUUUGACUUUACAAUCAUGAAGAUUCAUAAUUACCAAUAGACGGAGAGGCAGCGCUGAAAAAUCUCUUUGCAUUUACUCAAGCUAAAUUUUUCACAGUUGAUUACUGUGAUUGUGUAGAGUGUAGAGAAACAUACCGCGGUCGGUCAAGCGAAACGUAGAACAGGUGUUACUGAGAGGGUAUCAAAGUUGCUUUCCUACGAAGGUAAUUAAAUCCAUUUACUAAGGCUGAAAAUCAGUACACACAUUCUAAAUUGAACAUAAAUAAAAGUUAUUAUAGUCGGUCAGCCGUAUGACGGGCAGAGCCGGUCGGUCGGCCCCAAUUAAUGCACAGGGUUAUUCACUAUAUUUUGACCCCUUGUAAACUGCUUUGUUUACAGAAUUAGAAAAAAAUGUAAAAUACAAAAGUUAUUCGAUUUUUUAAUUAUGAUUUUUUGACAUAUAUAUCGUACUAGUGACGUCGUCUAUCUGGGCAUGAUGACGUAAUCGAUUAUUUAGGUUAUUUAAUUCUCUAUACAGUACUGUAAAGUAAACAUUAAGAACAUUAUUUAUACCUACAGGGUGUCCAAAAAAUUUUUUGAAUUAUUAAUUUAACAAUUAAUUUAAUUAAAAAAUUUUUUUGGGCAGCCUGUAUAAUUAAUCAUGUUAAUGUUUAUAUUACUGAAUAGGGAAUUUAAUAACCUUUCAAAUGAGCUAUCACUCGACCCCUAUUCCCAUUUAAAAAAAAUAGUCGAAUAUGUCAUCACACCCAAAUGAAUGAAGUCACUAGUACGAUAUAUAUGUCAAAAAAUCAUAAUUUAAAAAUCGAAUAACUUUUGUACUUUACAUUUUUUUCUAAUUCUGCAAAUAAAGCAGUUUACAAGGGGGUCAAAAUAUAGUGAAUAAACCUGUACAUUCACUGGGGCCGACCGACCGGCUCUGUCCCAUCAUACAGCUGACUGACUAUAGUAACUUUUAUUUAUAUUUAAUUUAUAAUGUAUGUACUGAUUUUCAGCCUUAGUAAAUGGAUUUAGUUACUUUCGUAAGAAAGCAACUUUGAUACCCUCUAAGUAAUCCCUGUUUUACGUUUCGCUUGACCGACCACAAUAUGUUUCUCUGCACAAUCAAAUCUAGCUUUAGUAGAUUCAAAGAGAUUUUUAAACGCUGCCUCUUGGACUACAACUAACUACAUAUAGAUUUUUAUAAUUAUUUUACAAACUUAAUUUGAACAUUUUAAUAAAAAAGAUUUCUAAAUGCAUUGUUUGCUACACACAACCUUCACUCUGUAGUUCGACUCUUGCUUUACAUGUUUAGUUGAAUUUUGUUCUUGUUGACUGAGUUUUUGCCCAUUUUUGACUGAUGGGAAUGUUUAAAGGAUUCAGGUUAAAAUUAGUUUUUUUGAGCAGUUUAUUUUAUCGUGCAAACAUAGGCAAAGCCUCUUGAGGAGUCGGUAUUGCAGGUAAGCGGUCGGUGAUAGGUGAACUCUGGAAUUACCAAAAAUGUACUUUUUUAGUUUUGGAUUGUGUAAAAUGUAAUUUUUCAUGUAUUUUUCAAAUGUAGCUGUACUGAAUAUUGUUAACAGAUUCCAGUUUUGUAAGAUGUUUAUUAUGUAAAAAAUCUAUCCAUUACAAGCUUUUUGAUAUCUUCAGUAAGAUUGGUAGAACACCAUAAAAAUGUAUGUUAUUUAAUUAACAGAAAUCUAUUUCAUUACACUUAAUCAAAUGCUUUCUUUUAUUGAUAUAUGCAGUUCGAUAAGCUGACGCUAUAUGUGCGAAUAAAUAUAAAAGGAACUUUCUGGAAAAAGAGAGAUACAGAAAGAAACUUUAAAGGAGGAUUGAUUGCGAAUGAUAUGUUGCCAUAUCGAAAAUUUAGUUGGUAUAAACAUGUAUUUACAAACUUACCAGUAUACAUAAUAUAGUGAAUUUUUUAUAACCCAAAUUAAGCGCUUUCCAAACUGACUCAAUUGUAUUUAGAUACACUAAGCAUAAAAAUUAACGCACUACCUUAAAAAUGGGACAUUUUUGAUAUCUCGUAUUUCUUAAACAUGUCCGAUUUGAGUGAUUUUUUUAUUAAUAUUAUAGUUUAUUCUUCAAGAAUAUCGAUCUAAUAAUAUUAUUGCUAAAGAGGUAAGUGCCAUUAUAUACCGGGUGUAACAAUGAUAGUUUGUUUUUUUAUCAAAGUUUGGAACACCCUGUGGAAUAUUCUAGCGUAUAUAAAAUAUUGAAAUUGAAACUCGACUGUAGCCUUAGGCUUUUUUAACAUUUUGUUUUUUGAUUCAUUCGCUUAUGCUGGAUAAUAAAAAAGUUAGGUACUUUUACAACUAGUGAUGUUAAUCAUCAAUAUAGGAUGUUUCUAAAUAUGUGCGAUAAACUUUAAGGGGUAAUUCUGCAUGAAAAAAUAAUGACUGUUUGCUUUAUAAACAUAUUAUGUCCACAAAUACUUCGUUUCCGAGAUGCGGAAUGUUGAUUUUUUUCUUACAGACUGACGAUUUAUUUAUUGCUCUAAAACCGGUUGAGAUAUGCAAAUGAAAUGUGGUGGGUUUUAAGAGGUAGUUAUUGCGCAUUUUUUGACAUACAAUUAAUAAUUUUAUAUUCACCAUUGGCGUGCAUACGGGAUGUAUCUAAAAUGUUUAUACCCGUAUGUACGCCAAUGGUGAAUAUAAAUUUCUUAAUUGUAUGUCAAAAAAUGCGCAAUAACUACCUCUUAAAACCUACCAAAUUUCAUUUGCAUAUCUCAACCAGUUUUAGAGCAAUAAAUAAAUCGUCAGUUUGUCAGAAAAAAUUCAACAUCCCUUGGCUCGGAAACAAAGCAUUUGUGGACAUAUAUUUAUAAAGCAAACGGUUAUUAUUUUUUCAUGCAGAAUUACCCCUUAAAGUUUGUCGCACUUAUUUAGAAACAUCCUGUAUUGAUGAAUAAUAUUGAUGUAGUACCUAACUUUUUUAAUAUCCACCAUAAGCGAAUAAACCAAAAAGCAAAAUGUUAAGAAGGCGUAAAAGGCUGCAGUUGAGUUUUAAUUUCAAUAUUUUAUAUACGCUAGAAUAUUCCACAGGGUCUUCCAAACUUUGAGGAAAAAACACGCUAUCAUUGUUACACCCGGUAUACAAUGACACUUACCUCUUUAGCAAUAAUAUUAUCACAUCGAUAUUCUUGAAGAAUAAAGCUAUAAUAUACUAAAAAAAUCACUCAAAUCGGACAACACGUUUAGGAAAUACGAAACAUCAAAAAUGUCCCAUUUUUAAGGUGAUGUCCCAUUUUUAAGGUGGUGCGUUAAUUUUGAUGCUUAGUGUACACUAAAAGCUAGCAGGAUGAACCUUACAACUCAAAUUUAACCUUUUCACAACGGCAAUUUUUAAACGUGCGUGCUCCAUAUACUCCAUGUUUUUGGGCCUUGCGCUUCCGUAUCACUUUGCGCAUCUACGCAUUUCCCAACUUUUGUGGUAACAAAUUCGUUAGUGUAAAAUUGAAUAGACAAGCACACAAGAUAAACGUUUUAUUAAUUAUUUAUAAAAAUCAAUAUAACGUUUCCCGCUCUGAAGUAAAUUUUGAUGCAAGUUAAUAUGUGGCAAGCAAACUUUUGCGCAUAUAUGCGGUUCCCGACGUUAAAGGGUUAAAAGUUUGUAAACAUUUGACAACACUGCAAAACUUAAAACAUGGAGAGCAAUGGUAUCUUCUAUCAGAAGUAGAUAGUACAAGGAGAAAUGCUCUAUUUUCUGUUUUCUACGUUUACGAAAGCAGAAGUAUUUCUCACGUGCCAGUAUUCGCAGAUAACAACGCACAGUCAUGACGUCGAGCAUAUUUUUUGGUGCGUUGAACUCGAAUAAAGCAGUCCAUUUAAUUCGUUCAGUGCCCACGACGACAGUGUGUCGUCACGAGGGUUUCAUCAAGGGUGCCGACAACGCACGAGUUUUAACAUCGCAUUAAUCAUUAAAAUUAUUCGACAGAUAUUAGUACAGUGAAAAUAAUAAGACGAGAACUGGACAAUAAUGAUAAUAAAGAAUAAAUUUAAAGUGUUUUCUACUUUAAUGACAAAAAAAGCAAACUCAUUAGCAGAAACCAAUUCAAAAUUAUUUUGCACAUCAUAUUUGAAACAUUUGGUUGAUAAUUUUUGUUGGCACAACAAUAUAUUAAUUUGUCUGGACUAAAUUACAGUUCUGUUUAUCUUAAAAGGGAUAUGUUACUAUCAACAUUCACAAAGUAUUGCCAAACUGAAUUUUGUUAUUUUGGGUGUAAAUUUUUUCCACCGAUCUCCGAGGGUACAAUAUCAGCCAUGUGGUGUUUUUUCAAUAAAUGACAUAUUGAAAUAAAUGACAAAUUGAAAAUACAAUACUAUAACUACAAUUUAUUAUUUUAUAAAUAAAUAAUUUCAUCUAAAUACUGUCUCGGUGAGCUUAUGAGCUGGCCAAAAAAGCAUUUGAGAUUUAUUUGACUUAAGAUAUGACUUAAAAUCUCUUUAUUUUUUAUCAGCACAAUUACAGUUAACUCGUGUCAUCAAGUAAAUGAAAAAAAUUGGAACACUAUAACAGCUUUUAUAUUAAACCAUUUUGUUGCAGUGGGUUAUUUUAACUUUGAUCUGUGAUACAACAUCAAGCUGCUAUGCAAAAAUCCAGUUGUGAUAUCGCUAUUUUGACAAAUUGUGUUAACUGUGAAUGUAGUGAUAAAAAGUUUAGAAGAUCUUUAAAGACAUAAGUAAUUAAACACAACAUAAUAAUGUUCAACAUUUAGUUUUGAAGAUUUCUGUUAUUUUGUCAACGAUCCAAAUUUUGUAAUGUAUGGUAACCAUUCACGUUACAUCUGUCAUUUGUCAGAAAACGGAUCGGUUAACCUACACGCCUACAAUGCAAAGUAUUUAUGUAAUGGAUAGGUUUAAAUCGACUAUCAUUAAAUCAGCGCGCCUGGUCUGAUUCUCUCAACAAAGUAUUUCAAACGAAAAAUUGCGCUAAACAGAAAAAAUCAAAAACAAAGUUACAAAGAUUUUUGCUUUAAUCAGUGACAUAGUUUAGAUAUAAUAUUGACAAAGAAGUUAAUCAGACGUAUUUUUAGUGCAAAAACCACAAUGUUUUCCUAUUCAGACAAAAGAUUUAGUGGCAAAUGCAAAGGCUCUAAAAAAUAUACACAUGUAGAUUUGAUUUUGAAAAAUAUUGAAGACUUUAAAAAAAGUUUUAGGUUAGGUUUUUAGGGAAAAAAAUAAUGUACGUUAUAAAGAUUUAAUUAAUAAACUGUUAGUUACAUACGCUUGUUUUUUGACACAUACUAAGACCACUGCUAUUUUAGAGUUGGAAGUAACUUGAGUUAUCAAAAAUAAAAUUAACACUUUAAUAGUUGCCUUUACAACAUCCCCAUAUUUUUUAAGGAAAUAGCUUGAAUUCAUUGGAAGCAUAUAACAGUGACUUAAUUUUCAGUGAAUAAAGACAAAGGCAGUAUGCUAUACUUUAUUCUUUCUGUUUGUUGUCUAUUUCGCGAGAAUCAACAUACGAUAUAACGUGACAGUAGCGCCUUAAAAUUUUUUUAGUAUAGUCGCCGAAAUUUUUCAAGUUUUCCAAAAUAGGGCUUUUCAUUGAUUGUCAUUUGUUUCGAGCUUCUGUCAUGUGUCGUCUAAUAUGAAUAUAUCUACGUCAUACGGUGUUGAUAUAUACCAAUGAUACAAACCAACGACAUAUUCGUCGCCUUAGUACUAUUACUUGAUAACUCCAAAAUUAACGUUUUUGAGAUAACUAGUUCACAAGAUGUAUUUUAUUUGCAGCUAUAUUAUGUAAAAACUUGAUAACUAGCUUUAAACGGGUUAAGUAUUUAUUUACGAUUGACGAAAGUUGAUAAAACUCAAAUGCCGCUAAUAUUCAGUGCUAAAACUUGACAAGAUAAGUUACCAAGCUAUUUUUUAAUAGAAAUAAUCGUGAAUACGACAUACACUGAAUGCUAUAUCUAGGUAACUCCAGUUAUUUAGCUUAAGCACGUGUUUUUCUGAAACCAUUGAGCUUACCACGUAAAUGCUAUCUGUUUAUUCGGUUCAUGUUAAUGCAAAAAUUCUAGAAUUGUUAGCAGAUCUCGCAACCCCCAUGGCAGAGGGCUAAUUUUCACCAAAAUAAUGCUUAAAAGAUUAGUUUUGUUAAAAAGUUCACUUCUUAGAUGCAACUUGGCACGACAUGCGACAUUACCAAAUGUUAACAUUAUAGUCCUGUCGCCAGGGGGGGUACAACGGCCUCCUGUAUUCAGAUGGACUUACCCAAGUUUUUUUUAUGUAUUUUUACCUGUAGAACACGAAUUUUUUGGGUAACAGUUGAUCCGGAUGUCGAUAAGAUUGUUAUAAACCAAGAAGUUGAGGAAUCACAUAACAGCCAUUUCUCGCAAAACAAAACAUUUUUUCGUAUUUUUUGGGCCAUUCUAACCAAAAAAUGUUCAUACAAAUUUUUUCGUAGGAUGCAUAGUUUUCGAGAUAAACGCGGUUGAACUUUCAAAAAAUCUAAAAAUUGCAAUUUUUGAACCCGAAUAACUUUUGAUUAAAAAAUAAAAUAGCAAUUCUGCUUACCGCAUUUGAAAGUUCAAGUCAAAUUAUAUCGGAUUUAAUUAUUUGUAUUGCUAAAAAUUUAUUAUUUUAUUGUUAAAAAAAGCUAUAAACACCUAGUACUCGAGUGAUGUUUUCAAUGAUUUCUCAUUUAAAAUCGAACGAGUAGGUAGAAUAGGUAAAAGUGCAAGCGGGGCUAUUUCUACGUAGCAUGCAUUAAAACGCAUGUAUUAGGCACGGGAAACACUAUGUGUUUAUAGCUUUUUUUAACAAUCAAAAAAUAAAUUUUUAGCAAUGCAAAUAUUCAAAACAGAUAUAAUUUGACUCAAACUUUUAAAGGCGGUAAGCAGAAUUGCUAUUUUAUUUUUUAUUCAAAGGUUAUUCGGGUUCAAAAAUUGCAAUUUUUCGAUUUUUUGAAAGUUCAACCGCGUUUAUCUCGAAAACUAUGCAUCCUACGAAAAAACUUGUAGGAACAUUUUUUGGUUAGAAUGACCCAAAAAAUACAAAAAAAAUGUUCUGUUUUGCGAGAAAUCGCUGUUAUGUAAUUCCUCAACUUCUUUGUUUAUAACAAUCUUAUCGACAUCCGGAUCAACUGUUACCCAAAAAAUUCGUGUUCUACGGGCCAAAAUACAUAAAAAGAACUUGGGUAAGUCCAUCUGAAUUAAGAAGGCCGUUGUACCCCCCCUGGCGACAGGACUAUUAUGGUAGUGCUAAAAGUUGAUAACUUUAAUUUUUCGUGUUAUUUUCCAUAUUGGAAAGCAAAUUUGCACCGUAUUCCUAAAUAGAUCAGUAGCCAAAAAGUUAAGGAACAGUAUUUUAGAGCUGCAGAGUGAAUUCCGUAUUUACCAACAUCAUGGGAGUAGCACAAAUAUCUUAAAAAUCUUUAAACCCGUUUAUCUCAAAACUACUAAUUUCGAGUUAUCAAGUUAUAGUAUUAAGGCGGCGAUAUGACGUAGGUAUCUUAAUAUUGUAUGACAUGACAGAAGCUUGAAACAAAUGACUGUAAAUGAAAAGCCCUAUUAAGGGGCGUUUGAUUGAAACCGAACCGUUUUAGAUAUCCAAUAGAUAUGCAGGUUACUGGAAAGUUACAUCUUUAAUUUUUCUCUCUUAAAAUAACAAGUAAAUAUGUUCCACCAAAUUUUAUCCACUACCGACUUGAUUCCAAAACAUUUUAGAGGGUAGGUUCAUUAUUUGAAUGUGCUGUUAUGAGUAUCACCUGCCUAAAAAAAUUGGUAACUACCAUUCAUAGACAUUUGGAUAGACCACAAACACCAGGUGAGCCCGUCAUCCAUAUUUGCAUCAUCUUAAACCAUUUUAAACGUUAAAAUCGAGACAGAAAAUUUUAAGUACUGUAUUCAAGAGUGAUAGUAAAGAGCUAAACAUUUGUAGUCAAGUUCACUAUUUAACGCUAUUAGCUUCAGAAAGAGCUGGAGAUUUGCACAAAAUUUGCUAGGAACUAUACACUUUGUAGCUAGCACACAGUAAAUAAAAAGGUACGACUACAUUAAUGACAUCUGUCAAAUUUGACGGAUUUUGAUUAGACAGAAAUACUGUUUUUACAAAUUAGACAAAAGUACUGUUUUUAAGAAUUUGAUCCAAGAAUGUUAUCUAUUGGGACCGUGCAAGUUCGGAAAAGCGACACCUGGUUUCAUAGCUCGGCAACAUUUUUCGCACUUUUAAUUAUAUUGGCCAAUUAUAUUAGUCCUGGUUGCUGGAUAAUUGUCAACGCCAUAUUGCCAAAAGGUAAACAAUUGUAUAUAGUAAAUAAAAUUAAUUAUUAGAAUGCAGUAACAAGCAAAAUAUAAUUAAUUAAAUUUACUUUUAUAUAAUAAUUGCAUAUCAUAUCAAUAUUGUGGAGCAACAUAUAAUUUUUCUUCUUCAAUGACAGUAGGUAAGAAAUAUACGUCAAUUUGACAAUUUCAAUUGACAAUAUGAAUUAUUUAAGAUAGUUGCAAGAUUUCUCCACUAUUCGCGCACGAUCGUUUCUCGUAUCCCUUCCAAGUACUUGUACACCGCGAAUACUAAAUUUAGAAUCAAUAUGCAGUAGAAAUAAACAAACCAAGACACGUUAAAUGCUACCAGGAGCACUCCCGAAUAAUAAUUUACAAUGUAUAAACUUUGAAAAUCAUGAUUUGGUAUUUACAACGUAUAUACAUUGUAAAUGAUGAUUCAGGAGUGCUCCUAGUAGCGUUUAACGUGUCUUGGUUUGUUUAUUUCUACUGCAUCUUGAUUGUAAAUUUAGUAUAAGACUGUGAAUCUUUACACUGGCAUAAACCUACCUCUGCUUGAGGUUACAAUUGUGUCUUAUAAUUAUUGGUAAAAUGGAUUUACGAUAAAAUUUGAAACUCAAGUAAAUUAUUGAUUAAUAAAAAGGACGACAGGCAAAAACAAUAAUAGAAUAAUAUAUUAUCAAUGUGAACAAGAGUCUUCUUUUCUUCUUUACGUGCCAUCUCCGCUACCAAGGUUAGCAAUCAUCAUUGCUAUUCUAACUUUUGACACUACAGCCCGAAAAAAUUCAAUUGAGCUGCAUCCAAACCAUUCUCUGAGAUUUUUCACACAAGAGUUCUCUGAGCUGAACAAGAGUGUAAUGUCGCAAAUUGCGAUAAAGAGUUAAGAGCUGGUCUCUAUAUUUUAUAUUUAAUUAGCUGACAGCCUCUUUUCGAUGUAGCCAGUCUACAAACUGUCAUAAAAACGACAUAUUUUUUCUUUGUUUAUAAGAAUAUUAUGAUAAAAGUCCGACGCAUUUUGACAGCAUGUGGGAAACCUACAACACAAAAAAUCCUACCUCACACUAUUAACAGCUCAAAUAAAUUAAUUCUUUCAUUAAAAUAAGAAGAAAAUUGUAAAUAGUGGGAGGGUACUAAACUUAUACAAUUUUGUGGAAGUUAUUUCCUCUUUAUUUUAUACAAUAAAUAAUUAUUGAUUGGAGUAAGAUUUAUGUUAUUUAUGUUUGCUUACUCUUAUUUGUAUAGUAAUUUCCAGCCACGUCUAGUCUGUCGAAAUUUAACUAACUUCGCAAAAAGAAUAAUUACUAAAAUGACUAGGCAGUUGUGUUUGAGAUUAGAGAACCGACUAUAUUUUCACAUAAAUACCAUAAUGGUACAGAAAAUGCAUUAUAAUAGAGACUAGGGCCGUGGAAGAUAUGCCUACGAUGUAUAAGAUAUUUGAGAGUGGUAGUUUGAAGUCACUAUAUAAAAUCAUAUAAAGUAGAUACAAUUAACUAUCAAUUAAUUAAAUAUGCUAAGAAUUAAAAAAAAUUGUAAAUAUUGUAAAUCCAGCUAUUUUUUUAAAAAACUUGCAGAAAAGUUGUACCAAGCAAAACUUUUUAAUCAACUAUUAAGAAUAAUUAUAAGGAUUUCCGUAAUUUUUGCUUUGAAAUACCAACCAAAAAAUAAACUCUGUAAAGACCGCACAGGCGCUAUUUCAAAUUAAUACUUUCUCAAUUUCAAACUCUUGGAAUACUUACAUUUUCCCAAGUUUUCAACAUAAAUCUGUUAAAAUGACAACCAUCAACGAUCUACAAAUAUGGUGUUUUUGUUGCGGUGUGUAAAUGUAUAGUAACAAACGAUAUGUUUUUUGUUGAAUUCUCAGGUUUGUUCAGAAUAUUGACAGUUUUGGUGAGUGUUGUCAUUUUGAUGUGAGUUUUUCCAUUCAAAUUUUUCACAUAUCACUGUACCAAAUUGUCUUUUUGAAUGACGAGUUUUAUUUAAUAAAAUGUUGUAUUUUUGAA